AUUUGGAAACAGGAAUAUGGAAUAAAAAAAAAAUUGCACUGUGUGUGUGGGAAGAUAGAUAGAUGACAUAUAUCUUGUAUUUAUCGACCGAUGCUAGACAGACUUUGGCGUCUGUCUAGCACUGCCCCAGAAGAAACAAAAACAUCGCCACUUGCGCCGUAAACAAAGACAAUUAUUAAUGAUAAAAAAGACUUUGGUGCACAUACAUACAGCGAUAAAGCUUUGCGAUCUCCUGUUCCCGCCAGGUCAGAUAUGGCUCUAUUUUCUGACGUUGACCUCGAUCGCCAUUCCAACUGCCCUGACGUAUGUGUAUGACCUCGCCCCGACAGCGCUGAUGUAUAACCC
Molecule: messenger RNA, 345 nt
Organism: Penaeus vannamei (Pacific white shrimp)
Lineage: Eukaryota; Metazoa; Arthropoda; Malacostraca; Decapoda; Penaeidae
Source: RefSeq, a predicted model, not a curated record